UAGAGAAAAGGAGUAAAUACACUAUAAAAAGUUGCUUCCUUUCUUCUCCGAAGGAGUCUUCUUUUUCCUCCUACUCAUUCUAAAAUCACGUUCUUUUUUAAAGUUAUGGUUCUUGCUCUUCAUUCUUGCAAAAACAUAAAAACUUUUAUGUAAAAAUGAACGGUGGAGAUCCAGCUUUCAAGCUCUUUGGAAGGAAGAUUCCUGUGUCUGAACCUCAGAUUCAUUCUGGGGAUUCAAGUAGUGAGGUAACCAACCCGGAAAUCGAAACUUUGAAAUCGAACACGUCUGGUGAGGCAGAUAAGUCCAUUGUGGUGGAAAAUGAUAAGGAAGAACACCAAACGUGUACGAAAUCGACUGAGACGCAAAUAGACGAACAGCCGGAGACAAAUGGAACCGAUCAAGAGAUAGUUUUCAAGAAGCCAGACAAGAUCCUUCCAUGUCCGCGGUGCAACAGCUUAGACACGAAAUUCUGUUACUUCAAUAACUACAAUGUCAACCAACCUCGACACUUUUGUAAGAAUUGCCAGAGAUAUUGGACUGCUGGUGGAACAAUGCGGAAUGUUCCCAUCGGUGCAGGUCGGAGGAAGAAUAAACACUUGGCCUUGCAGUACCGUCAGAUAAUAGUUUCUUCUGAUGGAGUACCAAUGACUCAGAUCGAAACCACCGACUCUGCUAAUCAACAGCUUCUAUCUCCUCGUGAAUCUACAACUGCCUUUAGGCCUUCCAUGGGGAAUGGAACAGUUCUGAAAUUCGGUGCCGAAGCGCCCCUUUGUGAAUCCAUGGAAACUGUCCUUAGCCUUGGAGACCAGAAGAGAUGUGUCCAGACUGGAACGGUCGGUUCCGUAGAAAUACGUGAGGAACCCUUUUCCGGCGGAUCUUCAGUGACACCUUGCAGCACACAGGGGAAUGAAUUUCCCGGACAUGUCAUACAAAGAGAGAGAAUAGGUUUGGCCGGACCUAAUGAGCAUAACACACAGCAUCUGCCACACUGCUAUCCCAUUCCACCCUGGAUUUUGCCUUGGAAUCAAGGACCGAAUAACGUAGCUCCUGUGGCAACCUUUCAGUGUUCUUCCGAUCAUAUUAGUGCAACAAAUAGUAAUAAUUCCAAUGCAGUUCCUCAAUGGUGCCCUACAUCAUUGGUGGCUGUUCCUGGAUUUUGCCCACCAAAUAUACCCUUACCGUUUGUGCCCGCCUAUUGGGGUUGUAUGCCUCUAUGGACCGCUCCCGGCGGAAUUGUAUCAUUCAAUGGCUCCAAUAGUUGCCUGUCCACAUCAUCCUCGACUAGCAACUGUUGCGGCUCUGGCAAUGUUUCACCGACACUAGGCAAACAUUCCAGGGAAGCAAAUUUCGUCGAGGAUGAGCAACCGGAAAAGUGUGUUCUGGUUCCGAAAACACUAAGAAUGGAUGAUCCAAAUGAAGCUUCAAGGAGUCCUAUAUGGGCAACAUUAGGUAUUAAACUCGAGAAGAAAGAUCCUUUCAAUGCCGUUGAAUCCAAAGCAGAAGGCAAAGAGAGCACAUGA
Molecule: messenger RNA, 1520 nt
Organism: Hibiscus syriacus
Lineage: Eukaryota; Viridiplantae; Streptophyta; Magnoliopsida; Malvales; Malvaceae
Product: cyclic dof factor 2-like
Exons: 2
Coding region: 156-1520 (454 amino acids)
Biological process (GO): regulation of DNA-templated transcription
Molecular function (GO): DNA binding; DNA-binding transcription factor activity
Source: RefSeq, a predicted model, not a curated record